Fonsecaea multimorphosa CBS 102226 is the source of this 1545-nucleotide messenger RNA. RefSeq lists its product as uncharacterized. NCBI's taxonomy places the organism in Eukaryota, Fungi, Ascomycota, Eurotiomycetes, Chaetothyriales, Herpotrichiellaceae. Gene Ontology annotation, cellular component: membrane. Gene Ontology annotation, molecular function: zinc ion transmembrane transporter activity. The record is from RefSeq and is a predicted model, not a curated record. Bases 1 to 1545 code for a protein of 514 amino acids. The transcript has 3 exons. Gene Ontology annotation, biological process: zinc ion transmembrane transport.
AUGGCGAUCGACAACGAUACCAAAGGAUGGAUCAUGACAUGCAUCAGCGGCAUUGCAUGCGUCCUUGGCUCUUCGAUCAUCUGCAUCGAUAUAGUGGCACGCCAGUUUCCACGUUGGCGAUACUUUUCGAUAUCCGAAAGUGAUGGGUUCCUAUCCGCGUCAUUAAGCCUCAGUUUCGGGGUCAUGUUGUUCUCCGCCUUAUACUCGAUGCUUCCACAAUCGAAGACGUACUUUAUCGACGCAGGCUAUUCCCCGCGGGCAGCCUCAUACUUCCUGAUCGGGUUGUUUUUGGCCGGCGUCAUAGGCAUUCAGACAUUCUCCCGCAUUCUCCAUCAAUUUAUCCCGUCACAUGUUGUGGACUGCGACCACACUCAUGACGAGGAGGAGGGGAAGAAUCACGAAGAGAUGUCAGAACAUGCAGUGGACGAUGAACACACGAAUGGCCUCCUAAUAUGCAAAAAUCGCCCUGGGCAGACGGAAGAGGAAGAUGAAGACACUCCUUUGCUCUCACGGACCACAAGCGUCAGCCCCAAGAAGCCCCAGUAUGAAAGGACUGGGGAGAAUGAAACAGAGCGUCAGCCUACAUAUCACACCGCGCAGACCCAUCGAAGGCCGUCAAUAAUGCCUAAGACGCUGACGAAGACCCUCACAAAAUAUAUGGGAAGUCAAAAGGAGAAUUGUGAUGAGACUGGUCCAUGCAUGGGAUUUUCGGAUCCCUGUGGCCAGGACUGCUUCAAGGCUGUGCAAAGACGAGGUUCUGUGCUACCAGGUAACGGCCCUUUCUUGCGCUCACCCACGUGGCGCAGCGGGACGACUGAAGUACACGCGGAGCCGAUGCUGGGAGAAGUCGACGAAGACGCUUUGCCAAACGGCUCGACUCUUGGACGUUACACGACCGAUGGCGCCGAUACGAGGAGCUUGAAACCAGACUUGCACCGCACAAGGUCAUCGACGCAUCACUUCCAUCACCCUGCGCACCAACACACAAGUCUGAGCGAGUCCGAACGUCGGCCGUCUCAGCAUUCGCACUCGGGCGGAAAUGAACACCAUCAUCACGUCCCCACCAACGCAUUCAUGUCAAUUGGUCUGCAGACUUCAUUGGCCAUCGCAUUGCACAAGGCGCCGGAGGGCUUCAUUACAUAUGCAACGAACCACGCAAAUCCUCAGCUUGGCUUUGCUGUUUUCAUGGCGUUAUUCAUUCACAACAUCACGGAAGGCUUCGCCAUGUCCUUACCUCUUUAUCUCGCGCUUGGCUCCAGAUUGAAAGCCAUUGCAUGGUCGUCCUUUUUGGGCGGCAUUUCACAGCCACUUGGAGCCGCCAUUGCAGCUUUAUGGUUCAAAAUAGCCAACAGGAGCAGCUUAGGUGCUCCCACUGAAGGAGUAUAUGGUGGCAUGUUUGCAGUCACGUCAGGCGUCAUGACCAGCGUCGCGUUGUCACUGUUCUCGGAAAGCCUGCAGCUCAGUCAUAACAAGAGCACCUGCAUUGCUUUUGCUUUUUUGGGUAUGGGUAUUUUGGGUGUUAGCUUUGCGCUGACGGCAAAAUAG